Molecule: messenger RNA, 279 nt
Organism: Meloidogyne enterolobii
Lineage: Eukaryota; Metazoa; Nematoda; Chromadorea; Rhabditida; Meloidogynidae
Source: the annotation of a GenBank genome assembly
AUGCCAGCUCAAACAACAACAGUUGAAACAGUUACUGUUGUUAGGCCUUUAAAAGUAAUUUCUCUUGUUUGUUUGUGCCUUUCUUUAUUUUUAUUGUGUGUUUCUUUGUUAAGUAAUUAUUGGCUAAAAACAUAUUCUUUCCACACUGGAUUAUUUCAAGAAUGUACAGAAAGGACAGCAUCUACACCUACAAAUCCAGUACCCAAUGCCCCACCAGAAGGGCAAUGCCAAUCACCGGCAAGAAAUACAGGCAAAAAAUUAAAUAAUUUUAAAAAUUAA